Messenger RNA from Nerophis ophidion (straightnose pipefish), 5427 nucleotides. RefSeq names its product GRAM domain-containing protein 4-like. The coding region runs from base 184 to 1818 and encodes 544 amino acids. The record is from RefSeq and is a predicted model, not a curated record. Lineage: Eukaryota; Metazoa; Chordata; Actinopteri; Syngnathiformes; Syngnathidae. Gene Ontology annotation, biological process: negative regulation of toll-like receptor 9 signaling pathway; apoptotic process. The transcript has 20 exons.
GGACUAAUAUUCCCUCCAGAGAGUCCGGGGGUUGCCUUAGGUAAAGAAUUCCCAACUUUGUGUGACGGAGCGAUGUACUUUUGUUCUAUUUUUUUGGUACAUAUUUUGCUUCUGAGAGUUCAGGUGUGUCCAGGUGGUCAAGCUCAAAGGUAGACGCUCGUGCUGCCAGCGCCAGGCCUCAGCAUGCGCAGGCGUCUGGACCGGAUCCGUAACUGGAGCCACAGAUGGGGGGACGACCCGGCCGAGUCGCCCAGCACGUCGGACACAGAAUGCAACGAGGAGGUCCUUUCCAGAACACCCCCUGCCCUCCAGGAGGACCCCAAAACCGAUCUCAACGAGGUCAAAGGUCAUCUCGAGAUCACCUUGUUAGAGAAACACUUCUUACAGGAGGAGCUGAGGAAACUCCGAGAAGAAGAGAACAGCGUGGACACGCUGCGUGAGGCGCUGGAGAAAGAGCACUGCAGGAACGUGGAGCUGGAGCAGAAGAUCAAAAACAUGAGUCGCAGACUUGAAGAUGCCACGGGUGCCGCUCCCAUAGCUCCGCCUCCACAGGCCCUCGGCGCUGCAGAGAAAGACAAGGAGGACAUGUACUCCCGCUUCCAGAGGUGGCUCCUCCGCUAUUUGGGCGUCGACUUCCAGGACUUCAACUUCCAGCCCGAGGAGGAAGUGGCGGAGCCGGACGAGCAGCUCAGUGCCAGGAGGCUGACAGAAAACAUGAGACGUCUCAAGAGAGGACUGAGACCCGUGACGAACUUCAUGAGGGACUUGUCGGCCCUUUCCAGCUGGUACUCGGUCUACACGUCGGCCAUCGCCUUCACUAUGUACAUGUAUGCAACGUGGCGUGGAUGGACCAUCUCCAUGUUCCUGUUCCUCGCCGUCCUCCGCCUCUCUUUAAAUUACCUCAUCGCCAGGGGCUGGCGGAUCCAGUGGAGCAUCGUGCCGGAGAUCUCAGAACCCGUGGAGCCCCCCAGGGAGGACCUGACCGUCACGGAGAAAUUCCAGCUGGUCCUGCACGUGGCCCAGAAAGUUCAGAACAUCUUCGGCAGGAUGGCCGACAUCUUGGAGAAGAUCAAGAAUCUCUUCAUGUGGGUGGAGCCUAAGUUAACCAAGAAGCUGUACGUGGCUCUGUGGGUGCUCUUCAUCGCCUCCUGCCUGCUGCCUUACAAAGUGCUGGGACUCAUCAUCGGUGUGGUUGCCGGCGUCAAGUUCUUCAUCAUCAACUUCAUCUUCAGGAGCUGUCCCAAACUGCGGGAACGUUACGACACGGCUCACAUCGUGUGGACCAGCCUGCCCACAGACCUGCAGCUGAGGGAGCGUGGCGACCCCUCGCUAUCCCGACGGCUGUCUGAGUGUGACCAGGUUCCUCCUGGGGAGGACGUGGGAGCAGGAAGGUCCUUCAGCACCAAGAGAGGAGCCUUCCAUGAGGUCUUCAACCUGCCAGAGAGUGAACUUCCACUGACAGCGUGUGAGGGCGGUUGGCGCUGCUGCCUGAUUAACCGUGAUAAGAAGACGCCCACAGACUACAUCCGUCAUGGCGUGCUCUACGUCACGGAGAACCACCUGUGCUUCGAGUGCUCCAGGUCUUCGUCCUCCAAGAGGAACAAAGUCAUCAAGCUGCUGGACAUCGUGGACAUCCAGAAGUACAAAGUCCUGUCCGUCCUCCAAGGCUUUGGCAUGGGCAUCUCCAUAACAACACCCUCCACCCAGAAGCCCCUGGUGUUUGGAGCCAUGGCCAACCGCGACGAAGCCUUCCACCUCAUCUCCAGCCAGCACAAGAAGAUGGUCGCCAUGGUUACCGCCGCCAUCCCAGAGACGUAGGAAGCGGACUGUGGUCCUCCUCCAAACACCAGGAAGCUCUCACACAGGAAGUCACCUCUUCUGGACUUUAAUGGCAUUUUAGCCCUUUGCUUUGUUUCAACCUAAAAAUCAUGUUGCCAUCUUGGAAGCAUGCUAACAUUUUAUGGUAGCUUUUUAAGCUCAUUUUCUUAUGUUUGAACCUUAUAAUCAUGGCGCUAUCUUGGAAGCAUGCUAACAUUUUAUGUAAGCUUUUUUGCUCAUUUUUUCUGUUUGAACCUAAAAAUCAUGACGCUAUCUUGGAAAUAUGCUAACACUUUAUGCUAGCUUUUUAGCAAUUUUUUUUGUUUGAACCUAAAAAUUGUGGCACAAUCUCAGAAGCAUGCUAACAUUUUAUGUUAGCUUUUGAGCUCAUUUUUUCUGUUUGAACCUAAAAAUCAUGGCGCUAUCUUGGAAAUAUGCUAAGACUUCAUGCUAGCUUUUUAGCAAUUUUUUUUUGUUUGAACCUAAAAAUCAUGGCACUAUCUUGGAAGUGUGCUAACAUUUUUUGCUAGCUUUUUAGCUUUUUUUUUUUUUUAACCUAAAAAUCAUGGCGCUAUCUUGAAAAUAUGCUUAUAUUUUAUGCUAGCGUUUUAGCAAUUUUUUUUCUUUUGAACCUUAAAUCAUGGUGCCAUCUUGAAAAUAUGCUGACAUUUCAUGGUAGUUUUUUAGCUAUCCAUCCAUCCAUUUUCUACCACUUAUUCCCUUUAUUUUUUUUUAUAUUUAAACUUAAAAAUCAUAGCGCUAUCUCGUAAAUAUGCUAACAUUUUAUGGUAGUUUUUUAGAAAAUGUAUUAUGUUUAAACCUAAAAAUCAUGUCCCCAUUUUGGAAGUAUGCUAAAAUUUUAUGGUAGUUUUUAAGCUAAUGUUUUUAUGUUUGAACCUAAAAAUCAUGGUGCUAUGAUGGAAGCAUGCAAAAAUUUUAUGGUAGCUUUUUUGCUCAUUUUUUCUGUAUAAACCUAAAAAUCAUGACGCUAUCUUGAAAGCAUGAUAACAUUUUAUGGUACCUUUUUUUGCAAAUUUUUUCUGUUUGGACCUAAAAAUCAUGGUGCCAUCUUGAAAGCAUGCUAACAUUUAAUGCUAGCUUUUUUGCAAAUUUUUUCUAUUUUUACCUAAAAAUCAUGGCGCUAUCUUGGAAAUAUGCUAAUAUUUUAUGCUAGAUUUUUAGCUUCUUUUUUUUAACCUAAAAAUCAUGGCGCUAUCUUGGAAAUAUGCUAACAUUUAACGCUAGCUCUUCAAAUAAUUUUGUAUGUUUUUACCUAAAAUUUGGUGCAUUUACAUUAACUUGUUUUACGUCAUGCUAACAUUAGCAUGCUAACAUUUUAGCUAAAUAUGUAUGUCCACCCAAAAAUCAUGGAUUUGCAUACUUGGGACAAUCUUGGAAGUAUGUUAACAUCUCUUGUAUAAGCAUGCUAAUGUUUUAUGCUAGCUUUUUUCGCUAAUUUUGUAUGUUUAUACCUAAAAAUCAUGUUUUUUAUGUAUUCGGCGCCAUCUAGUAAAUAUGCUAACGUCUGCAGACUAGCGUUUUAUGCUAGCUGUUCAGCUAAUUUCGUAUGUUUACAUUUAAAAACUACUGCAUUUUAAUACUUGGCGCUAUCUUAGAAGUACACUAAUUUGUCAUAAAUCAUCAUGCUAAUGUCAGCAUGCUAGCAUUUUAUUCUAGCUUUUUAGCUAAAUUUGUAUGUUUACACCCAAAAAUCAUGGACAUGGAUACUUGGUGUAAUCUUACAAGUAUGUUAACGCGUCUUAUAUAUGCAUGCUAAUGUUAGCAUGUUCAUGUUUUAUGAUAGCUUUUUAGCUAAUUUUGUACAUUUAUACUUAAAAAUCACUCAUUUUGAUUCUUGGCGCCAUCUCAGAAGUAUGAUAACGUCUCUUAAAUCGGCAUGCUAACGUUUUAUGCUAGCUUGUUUAGCUAAUAUCGUAUAUUUAAACCUAAAAAUGGCCAUCACAAUUUCCGCUGUAAUUUUUUCUAGUUAUUAUUAUAGCAAAUAAUACAAUGCCGGAAUCGAUUUGAAUCAAGAAACGAUUCUGAAUGGAAUCGGAAUCAAAUUGAAUCGUUAGUUGCCCAAAGAUUGACAUUCGGAGUUUAUUCAACUUUCAAGUGAACAAAACAUAUAGUUCACUCUUUUUCAAGGUUGGACUUUUUAAAAGCACUUUAAUUGUUAAUGUGUGUACUUUUAGAACAAUGCAGCUUCUUAUAGCUUAUGCAAAGUCUUUUUUUUUUUUCUCAAAUUGUGUUUUUGAACGGCCUUCUUGGGAUCUUCCCUGAUGGUAUGAUGUGUUUUUAGACUUCCUGCUGCUGCUAAAAUGAAAUACAUUUGUAUUAUUUUAGUGCAAUCCUGCUUUUAAACCAGGCGUGUCCAAAGUAUGCUAAUAUUAGCAUGCUAGAUUCUUUUUUUUUUGUUGCAAAUAUUGCAGGUGUUAAUUUUUUACCUUCACAAACGGUACCUGUUUGCAUGCUAAUGUUGUUAUGCUAGCUUUUUCUUGUGUUGCUAAUUUCGUAGUUGUACACCUCGGUCGUAUUUUGGUAUUUGAUGCAUGCUAAUGUUAGCAGGCUAGCAUUUUAAACACAUUUUUCAGGUACACAACUUAGAGUAAUAUAUUUUGGUAUUCAACACACGAUACAGGUAGCAUUUUAGUAUGCUAACAUUAACAUGCAAGAUUUUUUUUUAAGCUAAUUUAGCAGGAAUACACCUCAGAGUAAUAUAUUUUGGUAUUCGACCCGCAUUACAGUUAGCAUUUUAGCAUACUAGAUAUAUUUUUUGAAGCUAAUUUAGCAGGAAUACAUCUCGGACUAAUAUGUUUUUGUAUUCGACACGCGUUAGCAUUUUAGCAUGCUAACAUUACCAUGCUGUAUUAUUUUUUUUAUUUAAUUUUGCAGGAAAACACCUCAGAGUAAUAUAUUUUGGUAUUCGACACGCGUUAGUUAGUAUUUUAGUAUGCUAACAUUAACAUGCUGGAUUAUUUUUUUUAGCUAAUUUAGCAGGAAAACACCUCGGAGUAAUAUAUUUUGGUAUUCGAUAGACGCUAGUGAGCAUUUUAGCAUGCUAACAAUAACAUGCUAUAUUAUUUUUUGAAGCUAAUUUAGCAAGAAUACACUUCAGAGUGAUAUAUUUUGGUAUUGGACACAUAUUACAGUUAGCAUUUUUAGCAUGCUAACAUUAACAUGCUAGAUUAUCUUUUUAAGAUAAUUUAGCAGGAAUACACCUCGGAGUGAUAUAUUUUGGUAUUCAACACACGUUACAGUUAGCAUUUUAGCAUGCUAAUAUUAGCAUGCUAGAUAUCUUUUUAAGCUAAUGUAGCAGGAAUACACCUCAGAGUAAUAUAUUUUGGUAUUCUGCUAGUGUUAACUAAGUAUCGUUAGCAUAUUAACAGAGUACUGUUAGCAUGCCAGAUUUUUAGCUCAUUUUGUUAAUUUUUUUCCUCAGUGGAAAAAGUGUGGACACGCCUGUUUUAAAAUAGGCGUCUCGUUUUUGUGCAGUACUCAAUUGUUCCUGCUGGUGUCAGUAGUGGGCAGUAGUCACUGUCUUUUGAAUAGAUAAAUGAAUACAAAUGUAUUUUUCUCAAUAAGAUAAUAAAAUGCUAAUAAAAAUGA